Molecule: messenger RNA, 1051 nt
Organism: Nicotiana tabacum (common tobacco)
Lineage: Eukaryota; Viridiplantae; Streptophyta; Magnoliopsida; Solanales; Solanaceae
Source: RefSeq, a predicted model, not a curated record
GCAAAGAAACCAAGGUCCAUAGUUGAUGUUGGAUGUGGGAUAGGAGGCAGUUCUAGGUACCUUGCAAAGAAAUAUGGCGCUACAGCUCAAGGCAUCACGUUGAGUCCUGUACAAGCCGAGAGGGCUCAAGCUCUUGCUGCUGCUCAAGGAUUAGGCGAUAAGGCUUCUUUUCAAGUUGCAGACGCCUUGAAUCAGCCAUUUCCAGAUGGGCAAUUUGACUUGGUUUGGUCCAUGGAGAGUGGAGAACACAUGCCGGACAAACAAAAGUUUGUUGGCGAAUUAGCUCGAGUGGCUGCACCAGGAGGCACAAUCAUACUUGUGACAUGGUGCCACAGGGAUCUUUCCCCUUCAGAGGAAUCUCUGCUUCCAGAGGAGAAAGAGUUGUUAAAUAAGAUAUGUAAAUCCUUCUAUCUUCCUGCAUGGUGUUCCACUGCUGAUUAUGUGAAGUUACUUCAAUCUAACUCUCUUCGGGAUAUCAAGGCAGCAGAUUGGUCUGAGAAUGUCGCUCCAUUUUGGCCAGCAGUUAUAAAAUCUGCACUGACAUGGAAGGGCUUCACAUCAAUCCUACGCAGUGGAUGGAAGACAAUCAAAGCUGCACUUGCAAUGCCACUGAUGAUUGAAGGAUACAAGAAGGGUCUGAUCAAAUUUGCCAUCAUCACAUGUCGUAAACCUGAAUAAUUCUUUGCUGUUAAUGAACUUUGAUGGAUCUUGGAAGAAUAAUUAAACUAUCUGUUAGGCACAGGAAGUGCAACAUUUGAGUGAACUACAUAUUGCAAGAUGAAGAAAUUACUUUGACUUAGGCUUCAAGAUGGACUAUAUAGCCUAAGCAACUGGAGUAACCAAAGACAUUUUCAGGGGACUACACUAGCUCUAAUAAUCCAGUAACAGAUUGGGAGUAUGAUUACAGUAUUUAGUUGGAUGACACCUUAUCUCUCUAGGACCUAUUAUAUUGUGAAAGUUCAAGACAUGUUGAGGAUCUAGGUAUUCGCGUACCAAAAUGUUCCUAACCUGGAAUUAGUAUUUUGAAUAAUCCCAAGAAUUAUUUAAUAAA